UCACAGCCCCUCCGCAGACGGAGAUGAUUGAGCACGCAAGCGGCCGUCUUUUGUCAUCAUCAUCCAUUCUCUCCUCUCCACCUCGAACUCCACUGUAGACCAUAGCAGAUUAACCUUGGGAACAUUCGCAACCAUGCUUGUAAGAGCGGAUACGAAUAAGACACUCAAGGGACACAAACUCCUGAUCAUCGCGCCGUGGCAAGCGCCGGUCGGAUUUUUGGAGAAGUUAGCGGCCGCGUUCCCUGAUCUGCAGGUCGUUUACCAUGUUCACAGCCUGGCGACGACACCGCUGUCGACAGAUGCAAUACCGGACCAGACGUGGCGGGACGUGACCAUUCUCCUCACAUUCAACACCCUCCCGACCCCCGAGCAGGCGCCGAAAUUGCAAUAUGUGCAGCUGAUGAGCGCCGGGGCAAACCACGUGUUGGACAAGCCCGUGUUCAAGGAUACCGAAGUGGUAUUUUGUACUGCCAACGGCGUGCAUGGCCCUCAGAUAUCGGAGUGGAUCAUUAGCACCUACCUUGCGUUUGAGCAUCACCUCCCCAGCUACCUCGAGCACCAGAAAGAGGGCCGCUGGAAUAGGGACGCUAUGAGCGCCAUUGAAGAUGCGGCAGACAAAACAAUCGGCAUUCUAGGCUACGGCAGCAUCGGCCGGCAGACGGCCCGCGUCGCGUCGGCCAUGGGCAUGAAGGUCCACGCAUACACGCUCCACCCGCGGCCGACUCCGGAGUCCCGGCGGGACCGCGGCUGGACGCCGCCGGGGCUGGGCGACCCGGACGGCAGCAUUCCGUCCAGGUGGUUCUCGGGCGGCACGGCGGCGGAGCUGCACGCCUUCCUGGGCUCGGGGCUCGACCUGCUCGUGAUCGCGACGCCGCUGACGGGCCGCACGCGCCACCUGCUCUCGACGGACGAGUUUGACGUGCUUGCGGGUGGUGAAAGCAGCGAUGGCGGGAGCAGCAGCAGCGGCAAGACCGAAUCCGAAGAGGGAGGAAGAGGAGGAGGAGGAGGAGACGGGCAGACGAGGAAGGAGGGAGGGCGUCCAGCACGACGCGGGCGGACGUUCGUAUCCAACAUUGCGCGCGGGCCGGUAGUGGACACGGACGCGCUGCUGCGGGCGCUCGAGACGGGCCAGAUCCGCGGCGCCGCGCUCGACGUCACCGACCCGGAGCCGCUCCCCGACGGGCACCCGCUCUGGGCGGCGCCCAACGUCAUCGUCACGCCCCACGUGUCGGGGGCCUCGACGCGUUACUCGGAGCGGGUACUGGCCAUCCUGGAGGUGAACCUCCACCGGCUGGCCGAGGGCGGCGAGCUGGUCAAUCGGGUCGAUCGCCGGGAGGGCUAUUGAGAAAAAGUUGACGAUGGUCCGACUCCGACUCCGUAGCUGCCAUGACGGCGUGGUAUUAGUUUACUCUUUUCUUUUUCCGAGUCGAUGUUAUGAACUGGCCCAAGGGAAGUUUUGCCAUGGGCAGACUGCGCUAUUGUGGACUCGGCAGCAGUUGAUGCUAGUGCUGGAGCGGUGGAUUGAAGAUGCGGGAAAGUUUUUACAUUCGUUGACAAAAUCACAUGUUUGGCAUGUGUGAUGAUGAUGCCUUUUGGC
Messenger RNA from Thermothelomyces thermophilus ATCC 42464, 1597 nucleotides. RefSeq lists its product as uncharacterized. The coding region runs from base 134 to 1345 and encodes 403 amino acids. The transcript is spliced from 4 exons. Gene Ontology annotation, molecular function: NAD binding. The record is from RefSeq and is a predicted model, not a curated record. Lineage: Eukaryota; Fungi; Ascomycota; Sordariomycetes; Sordariales; Chaetomiaceae.